Molecule: messenger RNA, 614 nt
Organism: Heterobasidion irregulare TC 32-1
Lineage: Eukaryota; Fungi; Basidiomycota; Agaricomycetes; Russulales; Bondarzewiaceae
Exons: 1
Coding region: 235-462 (75 amino acids)
Source: RefSeq, a predicted model, not a curated record
AGAUCUCAGAAUUGGGUACACUCGAUUCGACCACAUUUAGCAAAACACCGGUGCGUACUGUACGAUAAGUAAGUAUGUAUGUAUAUGUGUAUGUGUGCAUGUAUGCCUUUUGAGUAUGUAAGGAUGGAUGUAUUUAUAUGCGAUCUGUAAGGGAGGCGGCGAAGCAGAAAGGCAGGUAGGAAUAAAAAGAAAAAGAACAGAGCAGUCAGCGGGGCGAGAGUAUUCGGACAAUAGAUGCACGGGGGACGGUCUGUCUGUGCGCGGAAAUACAAUAGGUACUGGGAACCGGCGAGCUUGACAAGAGACGGCGAGACGACGAGACGACGAGACGGGGGCGCGUCAGAUACGGCGGCGGCGAGCGGCAUCUGUGAGGGGACGAAGGGAUAUCUAUACGCCGCCCGCACACGAGAGGGCACGGGGACGGACGACAGGGAAGGACGAGGGCCAGGGGUCGUAGCUUGAGAGGGGGGGCCGGGAUCGGAGGAGAUUAGGACGGGGGACGUGACCGCAGAGCGCAAGAUCGCGGCGCUGGCACGUGGACGCUACGCCAGGAAACUCGACUUUGACGGGCUCGGGCUCGGGGACGAAGGUCGAAGGCAGCAGAUGGCGACGGC